AUGCCAGGACAGAAGAAAUAUCGGAUUGCCUCGAUACCCGGCGACGGAAUAGGCCCUGAGGUGAUUAGUGCUGGGAUAACGGUGUUGAAGAAGCUGGCCUCGUCUCUGGGCAAGUUUGAGCUGGACUUUGAGACCUUCGACUGGAGCAGCGAGUACUACAAGAAACAUGGCAAGUACCUGCCGGACGAUGCCUUGACUACGCUGAAGAAGUUCGAUGCCAUACUCUUCGGGGCCGUGGGGGCGCCCGAUGUGCCUGACCAUAUAUCACUCUGGGGCCUGAGACUGGCUAUCUGCCAACCCCUGCAACAAUAUGCCAACGUACGACCAACAAAGGUCUUCCGCGGCACCAAGUCCCCCCUUCGAGCCUGCUCGCCGGGGGAACUGGACUGGGUGAUCAUCCGCGAGAACUCCGAGGGCGAGUAUGCAGGUCAAGGAGGCCGCAGCCACGCCGGCCGGGCCUGGGAGACAGCAACGGAGGUAUCGAUCUUUACUCGACACGGAGUGGAGCGAAUCAUGCGAUUUGCGUUUGAGACGGCGCAGAGUCGAGAGAGGAAGCUGCUGACGGUCGUGACGAAGAGCAAUGCACAACGUAAUGGGAUGGUGCUCUGGGACGAGGUGGCGGCCAAAGUAGCCGCGGACUACCCAGACGUGAAGUGGGAGAAGAUGCUGGUGGAUGCGAUGACAGCUCGGAUGGUGUUGAAGCCACGGAGCCUGGAUACGAUUGUAGCUACGAACCUGCAUGCCGAUAUUCUAUCAGAUCUGGCGGCGGCCCUGGCAGGCUCCAUUGGAAUAGCACCCACGAGCAACCUUGACCCGACACGCGAGAAUCCAUCGAUGUUCGAGCCCAUCCACGGCUCUGCAUUCGACAUAACCGGGAAAGGCAUCGCCAACCCCGUAGCAACCUUGUGGACGGCAUCAGAGAUGCUACGGUGGCUCGGGGAGAAAGAGGCGGCCGCUCUGCUGCUGGAGAGUGUCGAGGCCGUGUGUGAGAAAGGAGUGGCCACGCCAGACUUGGGAGGCCAGCAGACCACCGCCGAGGUGACCAGCGCCGUAUGUGAGGAGAUUGAGGGCCGGUUGGGGAGGUAACUGUUUUGGCAAACAGCUAGGUUGAGGAUACAUUGGACGGUGUAUUAUUGAGUAAUUGAGUAUGAUCGAUGGGCCUAGUAAUGAAUGUCCAAAGAGUGAGGCGGCCGUCCGUCUUUGUCUAGCCCCUUAUAUAUCAUCCUCCUUUGUACGUAUCAACGCUUGUAAAAUAAGGGCCCUGGUGGAACUGGUCAGGGCUUUAUAUUUCAUGUAAUAUUAUGGCCAUCGAUGGGUCGCAGGCUUCAAAAUAAAAAACUCUGCAAGCAGCAUGAUUUGAA
Messenger RNA from Trichophyton rubrum CBS 118892, 1361 nucleotides. Its product is annotated as tartrate dehydrogenase. NCBI's taxonomy places the organism in Eukaryota, Fungi, Ascomycota, Eurotiomycetes, Onygenales, Arthrodermataceae. The record is from RefSeq and is a predicted model, not a curated record. The transcript is spliced from 4 exons. Bases 1 to 1086 code for a protein of 361 amino acids. Gene Ontology annotation, molecular function: NAD binding; magnesium ion binding; oxidoreductase activity, acting on the CH-OH group of donors, NAD or NADP as acceptor.